This is a messenger RNA of Medicago truncatula (barrel medic), 1366 nucleotides long. RefSeq lists its product as uncharacterized. Gene Ontology annotation, biological process: collagen metabolic process. Bases 3 to 824 code for a protein of 273 amino acids. The transcript is spliced from 3 exons. The record is from RefSeq and is a predicted model, not a curated record. Lineage: Eukaryota; Viridiplantae; Streptophyta; Magnoliopsida; Fabales; Fabaceae.
AAAUGAACAUUUUUUUCACAGUUUUUAUCUCUUUAAACUUGUUAACGGUUGAUUUUCUAAUUUAUUUUCUUUCUCAGGAUGUUGUGAUGUACACGGCUGACGACAGGAACAUUCAUUCUGUUGAUGAGAUAACUGAUGGGGAAAGACUUACACUUGCUUUAUGGUUCAGUCGCGAUGGUUCUCAUGAUGAAGAUACGAAACUUGUUUCUCUUCUUUCACAACACCUAUUACAUAAGAGCAUGGCUAGUUCGUGCCUACCUUUUCCUGCAUCCAGUAAUAUGUACUGGUGUUCUCAGAACCAAGCUUCCACUGACCACUUUGGGUUUAAUAUUUGUUGGGCCAGACUGCAUGUUCUCGGAUAUGACAUAUAUAUUUCUCAAGACAGUAGCUCCGGCUUUGAUGUCUCUGAAUUAAUGGUAAAGCCAGUGCGCUUGGUGAGAGGAAGUGAGUUGCUAGACCAUGAAUUUGUCAAUAUUUUGCAUGCGCUUCAGGUCGUCCAAUUUUAUUGUUGGAAAGGUUCUGCCUUGCAGACCAACAUGUCGAAUAUAGAUUCCAAGGUAGUAAAACUGUUGGAUGUGCAAAGAGAGAAGAUCAGCGGUAUAAAUUCUUUACUUCUUAAUGAUGUUAAUUUUGCAUCCAGAAUUUUCUGUAGAAGGCCUUCCUAUUUGGAAGAAAAUGGAUGCAUUUACUUUAAUUGGACUGGAAUCGUGGCGGCUAUUGCUGCUUGGGAAGAUUAUGUGUUGAAGUUAAGCAAGCAAAUUCAUUUACAGUUGCCUUACUGGAGAAUGCAAGAAUCUUUAUACAAUGUACAAAUAGAUGCGUAGUAUUCAUAUCAACGCAAACUCCUUUCCGAAGCUUUGCUUUAACAGCAUUAUUCAAGUUGGCGUGCUUUCGGCUGGUUUAAGACCAUGCUGCUUGAGGGAGAGAUGGGGAGUGCAACUUACGGUUUCCCAAGAUUUAUCAUAAAUUAAAGGGGUUAUCAACUCUAGAUGAAUAAGCAAUGCCUUUGUUUCUCUAAUUCUUGUAGCACGAAUUUGGGUGCAAUAUUACAGCUGCUGCAGUCUCACUCAAGACUUUUUCUCAGACUCCCUUGACUUCUGCUCAAAUUUUCAGACAGUGAUAUGUUAUCUGUUUUGACAUAAGAAAUAGAUUGCAUAUGUAUCUUUCUAGCUCAUUGUAUCUAUGCCACUGCUUUUUAAGUUCUUUGGAUAUGCUCCAUCUGUGCAAAGCCCUGCCAAAAAUGUCAUAGAAUACAAUAUUUGCAUUGGUUUUUGUGAUCUGCAUAGACAGGAGUCCAUGCCCAUCAUGAUAAUGCCUCAAUUCUUCGGGAUCCCAUGGCUCAUCGUCACUCUCCAUGCCCUUGACA